AUGGGUCUCUUCAACAGAAAGAAAAAGCCAGACUCAGACUCGGGAGACUCCUCGGAGAACAAGAAGGAAAAAGGCGGCUGGAAACGUCCUGCCAACACCGCUUUCAAGCAGCAGAGGCUCAAGGCAUGGCAACCUAUCUUGACUCCAAAGACCGUGCUGCCUACCCUUUUCAUUAUUGGCAUCAUAUUUGCACCCAUUGGCGGCCUUCUCAUCUGGGGUUCGUCCCUUGUAACGGAGAUUACAAUUGACUACACCGACUGUGAAAAUCAAACACCUUCGGCCUCAAACAACUCCCUCAACUUCGUUAAUAUUCCGUCGAAUAAAUACUCUUACCAGCUCCGUUCAAAGGAUGACAAGGAAUCCAAUAAUAUUGCUGCACCUCGCUAUGCAUUUCUUGACAAUACCAACAACUCCACCGUGACGGAUCUUUCUGACAAGAAACAGUGUGCUAUCCAAUUCCAAAUUCCUGCAGACCUUGAACCAUCCGUUUUGCUUUACUAUAAACUCACCAAUUUCUUCCAAAACCAUCGUCGAUAUGUGAAGAGCCUCAAUUCUAAUCAAUUGAAGGGCAAAUAUGUCAGUCCGAAAGAUCUUGACAAUAGCGACUGCAAGCCUCUAUCUACUAUAGACGGCAAGGCGAUAUACCCGUGUGGCCUCAUUGCAAACUCUCUCUUCAACGAUACUUUCUCCAACCCAGUGUUGCUCAACCCUUCCGGCUCAUCCGAGUCUUCGCAAACCUAUAACUUUUCUUCGAGCGGUAUUGCAUGGCCGGGAGAAGCGAAGAAAUAUACCACUAAUCCGGUUGGUCCCGGCGGUUAUGCUAGCCUUGAUGAGAUUGUCCCUCCUCCUAACUGGCAACUUCGCUUCCCUAAUAAUUAUACCAACGAAAACCCCCCUCCCGAUCUGCGUAGUGAUGAGCGUUUCCAAAAUUGGAUGCGAACUGCCGGUCUUCCUACAUUUACGAAGCUUUAUGGCAGAAAUGAUAAGGACACAAUGCAGAAGGGUACAUAUCAAAUAGUUGUUGGACUUAAUUUCCCUGUCCUUCCUUACAAAGGCACUAAAUCGAUUGUUAUCUCAACCGUAUCAUGGGUUGGAGGAAAGAAUCCCUUCUUAGGCUGGGCGUAUGUCGCUGCGGCAGCAGUUUUCGUCCUGCUCGCAAUUUUAGGCACUGCUCGUCAUCUUAUCAAACCAAGACGUCUUGGGGACAUGUCGCUGCUUUCCUGGAAUCGUUAA
Molecule: messenger RNA, 1233 nt
Organism: Psilocybe cubensis
Lineage: Eukaryota; Fungi; Basidiomycota; Agaricomycetes; Agaricales; Agrocybaceae
Exons: 5
Coding region: 1-1233 (410 amino acids)
Cellular component (GO): endoplasmic reticulum; Golgi apparatus; plasma membrane
Source: RefSeq, a predicted model, not a curated record